This is a messenger RNA of Brassica oleracea var. oleracea, 1068 nucleotides long. RefSeq lists its product as uncharacterized. Bases 1 to 1068 code for a protein of 355 amino acids. The record is from RefSeq and is a predicted model, not a curated record. The transcript has a single exon. Lineage: Eukaryota; Viridiplantae; Streptophyta; Magnoliopsida; Brassicales; Brassicaceae. Gene Ontology annotation, molecular function: zinc ion binding; nucleic acid binding.
AUGACGGCUAGAAUGCCUUCUGCCGAGAACCAACAACAACUCAUUGCUCGGUUUAUCGGUGGCCUUCGUUCACAGUUGCAAGUGGCAUUAGCCCAAUUUAAUCCGCCCUCUGUUUCUGAAGCACAUAAACGAGCCAUAUCAAUGGAACAACAACUGUGUUCCUCUUGGACUUCGUCAUCUCGUACGCGUUUUCAGCAGGGCGAUACCAGCAGCCAACAAGGAACGACUUUGCAGAACACGGAGGCAACAAAAACACCAGCAAACAACGAUACCAUUGCUAACUCUCGACCAGCUCGAACCAAUGCUCUGCGUUGUUAUACUUGUGGAGAACGUGGCCAUAUUCAAACUGCUUGUCCUAAUAAGACUAAACGGGGGCUAAUAGUUCAUGAGGAUACUGAGCCAAAGCAUGAUGAUUUUGAGGCCUCUGAUGAGGAAAACAUUGAUAUCAUACAGGGAGAUACAUGCCUUAACUUGGUUCCCUUGCGCAAUUGUCUCCUCCCGAAAGCCUCUCACGAGUCUUGGCUGCGCACCAACUUGUUUCGAUCUACAUGUACCAUCAACAGACGGGUCUGUAAACUGAUUAUUGACUCGGGCAGUUGCACUAACGUCAUGUCAUAUGAAGCUUCCCAGAAACUCGGUCUCACCGUGGUUCCCCAUCCCUCGCCUUAUCCGCUUGCUUGGCUUAACAACGGCACCGAGUUCACGGUCUCAAAGCAAGUUCUCGUCUCAUUCUCUAUUGGCACGUAUAAGGACCCCGUGACCUGCGACGUUAUUCCUAUGGAUGCUUGCCAUUUAUUGUUAGGAAGACCGUGGCAAUUUGAUCGUGAUGCUACUCAUCGAGGAAAGGCCAACACAUACAGCUUCGUGUUUGACAAUCGUACAAUUACAUUGAUUCCGUCUAAAGACCAACCGGAAUCUAGUCCACGGUCUAGUGGUGAUUCAAACAAGGGAGCUACACCAACUUCGAACUCACUUUUAACGCUUCCCAAAAGUGAUUUUGAAAAGCAGAUGCACGAUGUUGAUAUACUUUGGGCCCUUGUCAUAUCGCGGCAACAACAACUUCAGUAA